Molecule: messenger RNA, 2876 nt
Organism: Anopheles stephensi (Asian malaria mosquito)
Lineage: Eukaryota; Metazoa; Arthropoda; Insecta; Diptera; Culicidae
Gene: Dgkepsilon
Product: diacylglycerol kinase epsilon
Exons: 5
Coding region: 468-2126 (552 amino acids)
Molecular function (GO): ATP-dependent diacylglycerol kinase activity
Source: RefSeq, a predicted model, not a curated record
GCACAUCUGAUUUGUUUACAUACAUCAACGGCUCGUUCCAGGCACAAGCGAAAGCGUAGCUGCAUUUUCUACGCCGUUGCACUUACGCAGGCUAAGUGUGUCAGUAUUAAAUCCUAAACGAGUCGUGUUUACCAUUACAAUACGGGUUGCAAUCGUUUUUGGCGUCAUUUUGUUUGUCCGAUGCUUAUCAUCCGCACUUGCAGGCCCUUGAACGUAGCUAGAAUUCUUUCCAUCACCUCAUCAUCCACGCAGGUGGCAGUGCAGCAGCAGCAGCAGCAUUUACAUUUCGGUGAAAGUAGUGACCAAACGGAUGAACGGGGCCCGCUGAUAUACAUUCCAACUGAGUUUCGUCGCACUAGGCCCCGCGGUGGGUAAAGGGCUCACGGGUAAUUGAUUGUUCCGUUUCUUCCCCUCACGCGAAAGCAUCACACGGUCUAGGCUGGCGGCGGUUCGUGUUGCACCACUUAAUGCGCCUUUCGUUUCGACCGCCUUACACGACCAGUAGUGGCGUAAUGCUCGAUUUCAGCUUUACGCUGUUUGUGUCCGUACUGCUCGGACUCGGGCUGAUGUGGCUCGCCGGGCGCUACUUCCUGAAGGAGGACGUCGUCUACAUACCGGACAACUGUCGGCGCCAUGCGUGGAAAUCGGUAAAGCUCCUAUCGCGUAGCUGCGUCUGCUCCGUCUGUGAUACGUCCAUGGCGUCGAAUGGACACUUUUGCGAAAGCUGUGGCGUUUGUUCGGACAAUGGGUGCGUCCGGAAGGCGGACGAAAAGUUCCCGUGCAAGCAGCUGCGCAUCCGUACCCGGGCGGACGAUGGCACGACCAGUCGCCAUCUGUGGGUGAAGGGCAAUUUGCCGCUCGGGUCGGAAUGUAGCGUGUGCCAGGAGGAUAUUGAUCAGACGAGUGAGCUCGGGCUGUUCGGGCAGCGGUGCGCCUGGUGCCAGCGGAUGGCACACGAUAAGUGCUUUAGCGAGGUUUCCUCUACGUUGUGUGAUUUCGGGCCGUUUAAGGAGAUGAUUUUCCCGCCCAAAUGUAUACUCGCUGCGCGGAGUAAGGUCGCGCAGAAGGUUCAUCUGACGGGUAUUAUUCCACCGGAGUGGAAGGCUAACUGGCGGCCACUGAUCGUUGUCGCUAAUUCGAAAUCGGGAAGCAGUGGUGCCGAUCAGGUGGUCGCUCUGAUGCGUGGCAUCCUUCAUCCGCUGCAGGUGUUCGAGCUCGGUCAGCACGGGCCGCACGAAGCACUGCAGUGGGCUAUCCAUGCUGCUCCAACGCGCUGUCGCAUAUUGGUUGCCGGUGGUGACGGUACAGUAGGCUGGGUGCUGAAUACCAUCCUGCAGAUGAAGGUGGAACCACACCCGGAGGUGGCGAUACUGCCGCUCGGGACGGGAAAUGAUUUGUCCCGUGUGCUCGGCUGGGGUGCCGAAGGACCGGACGAGUUCGAUCCGAUCGAUUACCUGCAGCGUAUCGCGCAAGCCGAAACGGUACAGCUCGAUCGAUGGUUGGCAGAAAUUAAUACACACUCCAGCUUGGCCCGGUUUCACGUGCCCGGGUUCAGCCAGUCGCGUCACUUUUACAUGUACAACUAUCUGAGCGUUGGGGUGGACGCACUGGUGACGCUGAACUUCCACAAGGCGCGGGAAAGUUCGUUCUACGUGUUCAGCAGUCGGUUCGUUAAUAAGCUUCUGUACCUUUGCUUCGGAACGCAGCAAGUAGUGCAGCAGGACUGUGUGGAGCUGGAAAAGCAUCUCGAUCUGUACUUGGACGGUGUGCGCAUCGAGCUACCCUCGCUGCAAUCCGUCGUCGUGCUCAACAUCGAUUCGUGGGGUGCCGGUGUUAAGCUGUGGGAAAUGAGCAAAAACUCCCCAACCCACAGCAUCAUGAAGGAAGUUCAUAGCAUUUCCGAUGGCAUUUUAGAGGUGUUCGGUGUCGUUUCCUCCUUCCACAUUGCCCAGCUACAGGUGGGCCUCAGCAAACCGGUCCGCCUAGGGCAGGCAAAAACUGUACGGAUGGUGCUGAAACGAACGCUUCCCAUGCAGGCGGAUGGUGAGCCGUGGAUGCAAUCGCCCUGUGAUAUUAAUAUUCAACACUACGGCCAGGCGACGAUGCUAAAGGACGUAAAGCAAUGAGCGGUUUCUUUUCGCUUGUGCUUUACUGCAAGCAACUGCCAUCGCGAGCAGUGAGCAAACAACCGGCGAAUGGUGAUCGUACUUUAGCUAGAAACACCACCGUUAAGAAUCUCUCAACUCGCUUUAAUAUAUAUACAUGUAAUAGCGUUGCAGUUGUGUUCCAUCGGACAGGGCAUGGAAGGAAGCCCGUCGUCUCCCCCCAGAGCAGUGGGGGUUAAUUGCGUGUGUGCGUUUGGAGAGUGUUUUGUGUGUUUGAGGAAUUAUAGGCUAUAGCAGCAGUGCUUUUUGUUUUGUUGCUUUACAUCGAAGCAACCACUUUCCCCUCUCGAGAUCGACGGUUCUUAAACACAUGCCACGGUAGCACUUGAUAGGAUAGCAGAAUCAGCUCAUUUCGGAAUCAAGUUAAGGAAAAAAAGGUGUCAGAUGAUAUCAUAAUAGCGGCACAGAAUCUAAAACAGUCAGCACGGUAACUCCAAAACUAAAGUACUUAACGACAUUCAGUAUAGAGUUUUUGGCUGGAAGUUAUGGAAUGAAAUUGAGACUAUUCAAGUGUUCAACUGAACUGCAAAUGCUGUACUCAGUGUGCGAAAUGAUGUGCUGCUAUUGUGAUAUCAUCUAAGACCAGUUGCCACAACUGAUGCUAUUGCUGCCGUUCCCUAACACUGAAAAAUCCCUAUUUAGCGAAUGUUACGGAGCGAAACAGAUCUGAUUAAAACUUUACCUAAUAAUACACAUUAUUAAAUGCAUUUU